This is a messenger RNA of Stomoxys calcitrans (stable fly), 1494 nucleotides long. RefSeq names its product coiled-coil domain-containing protein 130 homolog. The transcript is spliced from 2 exons. Gene Ontology annotation, cellular component: U2-type spliceosomal complex; post-mRNA release spliceosomal complex. Gene Ontology annotation, biological process: mRNA splicing, via spliceosome. NCBI's taxonomy places the organism in Eukaryota, Metazoa, Arthropoda, Insecta, Diptera, Muscidae. The record is from RefSeq and is a predicted model, not a curated record. The coding region runs from base 86 to 1183 and encodes 365 amino acids.
UAUUUUGCUGCAAUCAAACGUUUUUCGGUGCUGUUUUUCAAUCUGUGCUUCUAAUUUCUUCAAUUUAUUUUUAACUAAAGAAAAUAUGGGCGAACGAAAAGGACAAAAUAAAUAUUAUCCCCCGGACUAUGAUCCAAAAAAGGGUGGACUUAACAAAUUCCGGGGAACCCAUGCCCUUCGCGAACGGGCGAGGAAAAUUCACCUGGGUAUCCUGAUCAUCCGAUUUGAAAUGCCCUACAAUAUCUGGUGUGAAGGCUGCAAAAAUCACAUUGGAAUGGGUGUGAGAUACAAUGCGGAAAAAACUAAAGUAGGCAUGUACUACUCCACGCCCAUCUACAAGUUCCGUAUGAAGUGCCACCUGUGUGACAACCAUUUUGAAAUACAAACUGAUCCCGGAAACUUGGACUACGUCAUACUAUCGGGAGCACGAAGGCAAGAAAACCGCUGGGACCCAACUCAAAAUGAACAAGUUGUUCCCGAGACAAAGGAAGUUCAAAAGCGAUUGUUUGAUGAUGCCAUGUAUAAGCUGGAGCAUCAGGCCAAGGAUAUUAAUGCGGGGGAACAAGCAAAACCGAUGCUUGAGAAAUUGAUUGAUCGUAACAAAACUGUGUGGAACGAUAGCUACGAAGCGAAUUGUAAACUAAGAGCUGAGUUUAGGACAAAGAAAAAGGAACUGAAAGCUUUGAAAGAUGUCGAUGAGAAAUUGCUUAGCAAAAGCAGUUUGGAUAUUGCCUUAUUGCCAGAAACGCAGCAGGAUCGUCAAAUGGCCGCCCUAAUGAAACUGCAGAGCAAAUCAGCAUAUGAGCGCGAAGAAGAAAAACGUUUAGAUAUCCUAUUAAAGCCCGCUUUACCAAGUGCAACACAAACCACUUUUGGUGGUUUAAAAAGACAAAAGGCUUUAAAUAAUCAACUACAAUAUGAACAACUGGGUAUAAAGAGAAAGGCCACAUCAAGCGAAAACCCAACCAGUCAUGAUGAAAAUAGUACAAAUGAACAAAUACCGAAUGUAGCAGACGAGCUUACAAAGGAGACAAAUACAUCGGAUGAAUCACAUUUAAGCCUAGCCAACGACAAACCAGUCUUAGUAGAUUUGCCUAAAAGUUUAUCUUUAGUCUGUGACUAUGCAAGCUCGAAUUCUUCGGUCUCGUCGCCUUCAUCGCACUCAGAAAAUGGGAAUGACUGAUCUAUUAUGAUAAUAAUAAAUAUUCCAUUUUAUUUAUCAAAGUUGCAGAGAAAUAAUGAAAAAUACAAAAAGAAAAAUAUUAACAAAGGCUACACAUCUGUUUCCAAAGAAAUGCCUUCUAUGUGUUCGUGGGCUAAUUCAUCUGCAGGAGAGGUAGCUGGGCCAUCAUCUGUUGCAUAAAGUAUUGUCAAAGCACGAUUACACCAAUCCAUAUGAACAUUGUUUUGCAGCGAGGCAUUAAGGCUAGAGAUGAAGGAAAAAUAAAUGUUUACUUUUUAUUUUCAUUAAUACAAAGAUAUUUUGGUAUCUAA